Closterium sp. Naga37s-1 is the source of this 468-nucleotide messenger RNA. The record is from the annotation of a GenBank genome assembly. Lineage: Eukaryota; Viridiplantae; Streptophyta; Zygnematophyceae; Desmidiales; Closteriaceae.
GAGGCGUACGUGAAGGCGCAUGGGAGGGGCAUGAACGCGCUGCCCUUCCGCUCCUUCGCCUUCCGCCUCUCACCCUCGCACCAAGCUGCCCUCGCCCUCCACCACGCCCUCGCUCCCCCUCGCCGCGCCCACCAGGCGUGGGCCAUUGACCUCACCCACCGCUCCAGCCCCGCCCCUCCUCUGCUCGCCUGCGACCAACCAGCCCCCGGUGCCUCCCCUGCCGCUCACUCUUUGCCUCAUGCCUCGUCGCACGAGAUGCUCGCCUGCGAUGCUGAUGUGGCGCAACCAGAGAGCGCCAUGUGGCGCAGCAUGCUAGUCCAGCUGUCGCCAGCCCACGUGCUUGCUGUGAGCCUGGGCUGCCAGCGUCUGCCCCGCCACCAUGCCUUGCGCCUGCAUGCGUGGAACACUGUGCCUCUGUUAAGAGAUGAUCCUGUUACUGACAUCUUGGGGCUUGGCAUCUCACUCUAG